This is a messenger RNA of Nakaseomyces glabratus, 267 nucleotides long. RefSeq names its product Ncw1p (gene NCW1). The record is from RefSeq and is a predicted model, not a curated record. Lineage: Eukaryota; Fungi; Ascomycota; Saccharomycetes; Saccharomycetales; Saccharomycetaceae.
AUGUCUUCCUCUUCUCGUGUUUCUUCCUCUCUAUCUUCCAUGUCUUCCCGUGUUUCCUCUUCCAUCGGUACCAACAGUGCUUUGGUCACCAACGGUGCCGUCGCUGCUUCCUCCGUCGCUGCUUCCGCUAACUCUACUUCCUCCCACAAGUCCUCCAAGACCAAGAACGGUGCUGUUAGCAUGAUCGCUUCCCCAGUCUCUUGGAAGUACGGUGUCGCCAUCGGUGCUUUCUUGGCCGGUUCUUUCGUUCUAGGUGCUGGUAUCUAA